CCUCCGACAUGACCAUUUUGCAUUUUGCUCGUAUUGUCAUAUUUGGUGGGUCCUGCUCAUGAUCUUGCAUCUGGUUUCCCACCAUAUAUAUUUUCAAGAAUAAAUUCCUUCCUUUUUCUAGCUCAUAUCCCAGAGUUGGGUUUUCCUUUUUCCCUUGACAUCCUUCUCCUUCUUCCUCCUCCUCUUCCUCUUCACCCUGUUCUCUUCUUCUGCAAACCAUAUCAUGAACAAAAAUGGACACAAAGAUGAAAAGUCAUGCUGCUACUUCCACCCCAGACAGGUAGUUGUUGGGGUUUGUCCCUUAUGUUUAAACGAGAGGCUUCUCGUAUUGGCUACCAAACAGAACCUUAAUCCCUCUAUCUCCACGAGCAAGCUUCAAACUUCCUCACACAGAAAGCCGCAAGCUUCUUCUAUUCACAAGAUCUUUGCUUUCGGGUCUCUGUUCAGCCGUCCAGAUUCCCAGCACUGGAAAUCUCAGACCUAUCAGUAUGAUGAUUCCUCUCCUAGCCCAGAAGAGUCGUUCAUAUCAAUCAAAUUCGAAAAGAAUGGGAUGGCCUCUUGGGAAAAGAACAGUACUACAACCACCACCACUACAGAGUCUAAAAACAAGGUGCCCUUAGAGACCACAAGGAGCGUAAUAGAGCAUGGGAAGUCACGUGACACGCUUAGGUGGCGAAGGAAGAUAGGCCACAUCUUCCAUCUCAUGAGAUGGAAGAGACCCACAAAAAGCAGCGUGGAGGGUGCGGAAGGUGAGAAAAGGUUGGAUGAGGACUUCGCUAACAAAGAGAAGGACCAUGGAAUAAAAGAAAAAGAAACACUGCCUGAAAGCCCUUUUCUUCUGCACUACACCUCCAUUUGUGGGGCAGGCCCAAUUAAGUGUGACUGUAAAGUUAUAAAGAUACUGUUCACAAUAUGGUAGAGUCAACAUAGCUUUAUCGCUCGCUCAAAAGUGCGCUUUGGUUCGCAAAAAAAAGAAGCUUUUAUAUGCUUUGGGUACUUUGUAAUUCUUUUCUUCUCUUUUCUCCCAUUGUUGUAGACAGUACAGGCUGUAAAAUAGGUGUUGAAAUUGCUUUGGCUUUAAGGUUUAUACUUCAAAAUAAGAUAACAAGGCAUUUUGAGCAUUCCUUUGCCUA
Neltuma alba is the source of this 1133-nucleotide messenger RNA. RefSeq lists its product as uncharacterized. NCBI's taxonomy places the organism in Eukaryota, Viridiplantae, Streptophyta, Magnoliopsida, Fabales, Fabaceae. The record is from RefSeq and is a predicted model, not a curated record.